UCUCAACAGGGUUAUUCCGAGUCACCAGACCUUGAGUUCGAAUAUGCGGACACAGACAAGUGGGCUGCAGAGCUCUCAGAGCUUUACAGCUACACAGAAGGACCAGAAUUCCUGAUGAAUCGGAAAUGCUUUGAGGAGGACUUCCGGAUCCAUGUGACAGACAAGAAGUGGACUGAGCUGGACACAAACCAGCACCGUACCCAUGCCAUGAGGCUUCUAGAUGGCUUGGAAGUCACCGCCAGGGAGAAGAGGCUCAAGGUGGCAAGAGCAAUUCUCUACGUUGCCCAAGGCACCUUUGGGGAGUGCAGCUCAGAGGCAGAGGUGCAGUCCUGGAUGCGCUACAACAUCUUCCUGCUGCUGGAGGUGGGCACGUUCAACGCUUUGGUGGAGCUUCUGAACAUGGAAAUAGACAACAGUGCCGCGUGCAGCAGUGCAGUGAGGAAGCCCGCCAUCUCCCUGGCUGACAGCACAGACCUGAGGGUCCUGCUCAACAUCAUGUAUUUGAUUGUGGAGACUGUGCACCAGGAGUGUGAGGGUGACAAGGCCGAGUGGAGGACCAUGCGACACACCUUCAGAGCUGAGCUGGGCUCCCCACUGUACAACAAUGAGCCAUUUGCCAUCAUGCUGUUUGGGAUGGUGACCAAGUUCUGCAGUAGCCACGCCCCUCACUUCCCCAUGAAGAAAGUUCUCUUGCUGCUUUGGAAGACAGUGUUGUGCACGCUGGGUGGCUUUGAGGAGCUACAGGGCAUGAAGGCUGAGAAGCGCAGCAUCCUGGGCCUCCCCCCGCUGCCUGAGGACAGCAUCAAGGUCAUCCGCAACAUGAGGGCCGCCUCUCCACCAGCAUCCGCCUCGGACUUGAUUGAGCAACAGCAGAAACGGGGCCGCCGGGAGCACAAGGCUCUGAUAAAGCAGGAUAACUUAGAUGCCUUUAAUGAGCGGGAUCCCUACAAGGCUGAUGAUUCUCGAGAGGAGGAGGAAGAGAAUGAUGAUGACAACAGUCUGGAGGGGGAGACGUUUCCCCUUGAGCGGGACGAGGUGAUGCCUCCCCCUUUACAGCAUCCCCAGACAGACAGGCUUACCUGCCCAAAGGGGCUCCCGUGGGCUCCCAAGGUCAGAGAGAAAGACAUUGAGAUGUUCCUCGAGUCCAGCCGCAGCAAAUUCAUAGGCUACACUCUAGGCAGUGACACAAACACAGUGGUGGGGCUGCCCAGGCCGAUCCACGAAAGCAUCAAGACUCUGAAACAGCAUAAGUACACAUCGAUCGCUGAGGUCCAGGCACAGAUGGAGGAGGAGUACCUCCGCUCACCUCUCUCAGGGGGAGAGGAGGAAGUUGAGCAAGUCCCUGCAGAAACCCUCUACCAAGGCUUACUCCCCAGCCUGCCUCAGUACAUGAUUGCCCUCCUAAAGAUCCUGCUGGCUGCAGCUCCCACCUCAAAAGCCAAAACAGACUCAAUCAACAUCCUAGCAGACGUCCUGCCCGAGGAGAUGCCCACCACAGUGUUGCAGAGCAUGAAGCUGGGCGUGGAUGUGAACCGUCACAAAGAGGUCAUUGUUAAGGCAAUUUCUGCUGUCCUGCUGCUGCUGCUCAAGCACUUUAAGUUGAACCAUGUCUACCAGUUUGAAUACAUGGCCCAGCACCUGGUGUUUGCCAACUGCAUCCCUUUGAUACUGAAGUUCUUCAACCAGAACAUCAUGUCCUACAUCACCGCCAAGAACAGCAUCUCUGUCCUGGACUAUCCCCACUGUGUGGUACACGAGCUGCCCGAGCUGACUGCGGAGAGUCUGGAAGCCGGGGACAAUAACCAGUUUUGCUGGAGGAACCUCUUUUCUUGUAUCAAUUUGCUCCGGAUCUUGAACAAGCUGACAAAAUGGAAGCAUUCAAGGACAAUGAUGCUGGUGGUGUUCAAGUCAGCCCCCAUCCUGAAGCGGGCCCUGAAGGUGAAACAGGCCAUGCUGCAGCUCUACGUGCUGAAGCUGCUCAAGGUGCAGACCAAGUACCUGGGGCGCCAGUGGCGGAAGAGCAACAUGAAGACGAUGUCUGCCAUCUACCAGAAGGUGCGGCACCGGCUGAACGAUGACUGGGCUUACGGCAACGGUGAGGCUUGAGGAAGCAGGGCUGGGGCGCCGGUGUGUGGGGAAGUC
Molecule: messenger RNA, 2142 nt
Organism: Carlito syrichta (Philippine tarsier)
Lineage: Eukaryota; Metazoa; Chordata; Mammalia; Primates; Tarsiidae
Gene: STRIP1
Product: striatin interacting protein 1
Exons: 19
Coding region: 115-2106 (663 amino acids)
Biological process (GO): cytoskeleton organization
Cellular component (GO): cytosol
Source: RefSeq, a predicted model, not a curated record